Molecule: messenger RNA, 2591 nt
Organism: Musa acuminata AAA Group (dessert banana)
Lineage: Eukaryota; Viridiplantae; Streptophyta; Magnoliopsida; Zingiberales; Musaceae
Product: AUGMIN subunit 8-like
Exons: 7
Coding region: 349-2145 (598 amino acids)
Biological process (GO): centrosome cycle; spindle assembly
Cellular component (GO): centrosome; nuclear microtubule; cytoplasm
Molecular function (GO): microtubule binding
Source: RefSeq, a predicted model, not a curated record
UUUCUUUUUCCUGAUCCAAACAUUCUCCUGCCAUCCUCUCGUCCUCCUCUUUUCCUCCGAGGAAUUCCACAAGAAAUCAAGAAAAGGAGCACUCCUCCUUUUGUCGUUCUUGUGCUAUACUUUUGCGGAUAAUUAUCGUUAUAUUUCUUUAUGCGGUAAUCCCCAAAAACCGGGGAAUUCACACACGACGGCGUCGUCUCCGGCGGUGAGAUUAGGGUUUCGUUCGGUGCUUGUGCUCUUGUUCGUUUUCGACGAGAUCUGUUGCACGAAUCCUGAGAUUUGUGGUUAUGGGGCUGUUGCUACAAAAUAGGUCGAUUCUGAUGAAUUCAUCAAUGCUGAGGCAGUAAAAUGGAUAUAUGUGAUUUUAAGCUCCUGGAAGCUACGGCAAGGCAGAAUACAGUUCGGACAGAAGAGAAUUACAGGCGGUUGUUGCUUCCUUCCGAGAGGAACAAUGCUGUCGCUGCCACUCGCAGGCCCCGGAGUGUUGCUUCUCGGUACAAGUCUGGGAUGUCAUCUACUCCAGUUUCAACCCCAAGUUCACCAAGACGAUAUCCCUCGCCAAAUGCUGGACACACAUCCCUUGCAACUGGAUUGUCACUACCUAAGAGAUCCCAAUCUGCUGAGAGGCGAAGACCAACUACCCCUUCAUCAAGAUCUUCUGCAUCCCCAUCCCCAUCGAGGCCUUCUACACCUGCUUCCCCGUCUUCCAGAUCAACAACUCCAGUACGUGAUAGGGGGACAGAAAUGUGUAGUACCCCACAACGCUUAUUCAGCAACAGGGCUCCCAAUGGCUUGUGGCCUUCGAUCCGGAGCCUGUCUUCUUCAUUCCAGUCAGAAUCUGUUGUAAUUCCUGUUAGUAAAAGAGAAAAGUUGGUUGUGAAUUCCUUAGAUAGAGCAAAUAAGUCUCCGGGCAAUGUGGCGCCUGAGCGUAAGAGGACUCCUCUCAGAGGAAGGAAUUCAUCUGAUCAAUCCGAGAAUUCUAAACCACUAGAAACCUCGAAUGCAAAGGUCAUGGAUCAACAUCGCUGGCCUGGCAUGCUGGGUGGGAGGUUGUCCACAAAUGCAUUGUCAAGAAGUGUGGAUCUCUCUGAUAAGCUUGGUAGAUCUUUUUUGACAGUUGCAUCACAAGGGGACUCCCCAAAGAGAACAAAUCCCUCACCUAACAGUGCAACCAGAGUUACCCAGCUAUCACUUAGUGAGAUGGCUGAACGGUUAUCUAAUGUUGGAGAUGGAAUAUUGGAGAGGGAUACAAAAUCAGUUGUCAAUCUUUCCUCACCAACUUCUGUGAGACACUCAUCUGUAACACGGUCAAGUAAGACUCAGUCAUUACUUAUUCCAGGUUCCCGUCGCCCUUCAUCACCAAGUAAGGUUUUGUCAACACCAUCAUCUACUGCAAGGGGUAUGUUGAGUCCUGUGAGAUCAAGACCAUCUACUCCGAUCUUGCUGUCAAGCAAUGUUCCUAGUAGAGUGGGUGGGACACCAUCUGUCCUUAACUACAGUGUUGAUGUGCGAAAAGGAAAGAAGAAUUCCAAUCAUGUAGAAGAGGCUCAUCAGCUGAGACUGCUUUAUAAUGCAAAUUUACAGUGGCGCUUUGUCAAUGCCCAAGCAGUUAAGACACUAUCAAAUCAGAAAAUGAGUGCAGAGAAUCUUGUUUACGGUGUGUGGAAUAAUAUUUCGAAGUUUCUUGAUCCUGUCAUCAUGAAUAGGAUUGAUCUGCAGCACUUAGAGCUAGAGAUGAAGCUGGGCAUGAUUUUGAAAGAACAGAUGGCUUACCUUGAACAUUGGGUGGCAUUAGAAAGUGAACAUUAUAGCUCUUUGUCUGGGUUAGUGGAAGCUCUAAAUGCAAGUACCGUACGACUUCCUAUUAAAGAAGGGGCAAAGGUGGAUGUACUUGCCGUGAAAAAUGCUAUUGGUUCAGCAGUUGAUAUUAUGCAAGCGAUGAGCUCUUCCAUUUGUCAUUUACUCUCUAAGGUUGAGGGUACAAAGUCUUUGGUCUCUGAGCUUUCAUGUAUUGCAGCAAAUGAAAAAUACAUGCUUGAUGAGUGCAGAGAAUUACUAGAUGUAGCAGCAGCAAUGCAGGUAAAGGAGUCCAGCCUUAGAACACACAUCAUUCAAAUUGGACAAGAUGCUCGUGAGCUAGUUUAGCCAAGCGACAAUUCAGUAGCCAUUGGACGAUAAGAGCUCAUGGAGGCAUAACAACUGCGGACUGGAAGAGAGAACACUCGUUUAGCUUGGUUAGUCUUUUUGGGAGAUUCACACUUACACCAUUUUCCUUUUCCUUUCCUUUUUUAUUAUUAUUGUUAUUAUUAUUAUUAUUAUUUUAUUUUAUUUUUCUCCUAAAGGGCUUUUUUUUUUUUCAAUGUAUUUAUUUUUCUACUCACACAAGCAAAAAAGAAUGCAAUCCAUAGCAUAGGGGGUUCAUGCGAAACCGAUUUGAUUUCUCCACAUGUAAAUACUAACAGACUGUAAAGUUUAUGAUAAUAGUAAAGAUGCAGGAUGGCAACGAGUAGAAUGUGCAAUCCAUCUCAGAUUUGCUCGCUAAUAAUUAAUUGGCAGGAUAUGUUUCUGAUGACUUGGUUUUUUAUCACUUA